Molecule: messenger RNA, 941 nt
Organism: Sitophilus oryzae (rice weevil)
Lineage: Eukaryota; Metazoa; Arthropoda; Insecta; Coleoptera; Curculionidae
Gene: Sld5
Product: DNA replication complex GINS protein SLD5
Exons: 4
Coding region: 86-748 (220 amino acids)
Biological process (GO): DNA-templated DNA replication; double-strand break repair via break-induced replication
Cellular component (GO): GINS complex
Source: RefSeq, a predicted model, not a curated record
CUGAAAAAGGCGGGAAAAUAAAUUAACCAAACAAUUCCGAAAAAAUAAUUCUUUGAAAAUAUGAGAUUUAAACUUUGUGUUUAAAAUGGAUGAAAUUGAUAUAGAAUCAGCUCUAAACGAAAUUGAAAAUGAAAGUGAUGAUGAGGAUGAGGUACAAAUAUCACUUCCAGAAAUAAUUCAGCUGAUGGAAGAAACUUGGCUAAACGAGAAGUUCUCGCCCGAAAUUUUACCAAAUAAAAUGGAAAUAGUCGAGUUACUUUUAGACCAAAUCACUACUUUAGAAACUAAUUUAAAGAAACUGAACAAUUCAGAUUUUAAGAAAGGUUUAUACCAAAUGGAAGUAGAUAGAUUAAGAUUCCUUAUAUCCAGUUAUUUAAGGAAACGCUUAGAAAAAAUAGAAAUAUUCUGUACAGCAAUAUUAGAACAAGAAAAGCUCAGAAGUCAGCAAGGAAAAGACAACUAUUUGAGCCAAAAUGAACUGCAAUUUGCUCAAGAAUAUGAUCAAAGCAUAAAAGAUAAUUUUGAAUCGGUAAUGAGAUUCUGUCCUGGCAUUAUCGAAACACAAAUUAUCAGCCCAAAUAUACACAGUAUGGUGUUCCUAAAAUCGAAAGAAAAUAUUGAUGGCAUAGUUAUCGAUGAUGGAAAUGAUGACAAUGAUUUGAUUGAUUUAACAACAGGGGCACAAGUAUUGAUCGGCUACAAAAGUAUUAGUAAUUUAGUUAAAAAUGGAGAUGUUCAUCUUAUAUGAUUCAAAUUAUAAUUGAUAUCAAAAAAUAAGGAUAUAAGACCAGAAAAAUAGGAAGAUUACACAAAAAUAACAAAAGGAAACAUUAAAAUAUGUAGUGGACAUAUUUUUUAUCAAAUAAUUAGAUACUACCAGAAUGGCCAAUUUUGUAUAAAUAUAUUUUUGAAAUUAAACUGAAAAUUAUAAAUAUAUUGUA